AUGAAAGCUAUUGCAGCCACAUUUCUGGUGCUGUGUCAUCUGGCCAUCAGUCAUGACUGGAACUGUGAUGAGGGUCCGCGGCUGUAUAAUGCUCAACAGAUUGACGCUGGGCAGGGGCAAGUGGUGGCAACAGACAGGUACAACUAUCCGUAUGUCCUGAUCGGAUCGUUUUGGCAGCGACUGAGCUCAAUCAGAUUCAAGCAUCUCUCAGUGGGAUAUGCAGGACUUUGGGGAAGUAGCACAUCAAACAUCGUCUUCAAAUACGUUGCUGGCAACUUUGUACGAUCCACUGGUCAGUCUAUGCAGCAGGUGGAUGCUGGAGGUGGUGAUCAACUUGUGGGAGUCACUACCUCCAACCAAGCCUACUGUCUGAGAUGUAGCUCAGCUUUGACCUACAGUGGAGUGGGUUACCUGAGGUGGAAUUCCCUGUCAAGAAGGUUGAAGUACUACACCUGUAGCCCAAAGAACGGAUGCUGGGGAGUCGACACGAGUAACCGGGUCUACUUCACACGGACAAUAAACUCAGUAAGCUGUGGCACCUCAGGCUGGACACAAGUGGCAGGGCAACGCAUGAAAAUGGUUGAAGUGGGGACUGACGGAACUGUUUUUGGAGUGACCUCACGCGGUGACGUCUACCAAAGAGUUGGCAUUGUCACUGGUCGCCCAUCUGCUGGCAGAUAUUGGGCCCGUGUCCCAAUGUGCAUGAGAGUCCGUCACCUGAGCUACGACCUGAACAAACUUUGGGUUGUUACCAACUCUGGUUUAGUCCUGAAGUGCACACGCUAAUGCUACCUGCAUGGCAGAUACUCAGUGCACACUCAUCUCUAUUUAUCAUGGGAGAUUUCAUUUUUGUCAAGGACAGGAAUCUCUAAAUGGU
Epinephelus moara (kelp grouper) is the source of this 877-nucleotide messenger RNA. Its product is annotated as fish-egg lectin-like. The coding region runs from base 1 to 786 and encodes 261 amino acids. The record is from RefSeq and is a predicted model, not a curated record. The transcript is spliced from 5 exons. NCBI's taxonomy places the organism in Eukaryota, Metazoa, Chordata, Actinopteri, Perciformes, Serranidae.